Molecule: messenger RNA, 1038 nt
Organism: Metarhizium brunneum ARSEF 3297
Lineage: Eukaryota; Fungi; Ascomycota; Sordariomycetes; Hypocreales; Clavicipitaceae
Source: RefSeq, a predicted model, not a curated record
AUGGCGCCGGAAACACGGGCGAGCCGCAGGCGCGCCGAUGCGUCGGCGCUUCAUCCGUCGGUCGAGGCCGCCUCCCAUCAUAUGAGUACUGCAUCUAGCGGCGACAACCUCAGUGAAAACCCCGAGCCCAAGAGCAUCAGCCAUGACGCCGACCGUCACCCAAUAGCGCAAACAGAAACAGAAGCAAUCGGGGUGCGCGUAUACGUGAGUGGCAUAGAGAUGGCUAUACCCCAAACCUACGAUCCCGACACGUACCAUCCCGAUAGGCGAAUGCCAUGGACGCCCGAACCAGAGCCAUACAGUCCCGAAUCCUAUACAGCCUGGGGUCGCAAGCAUUUUGGUGAAGAGUGGUAUAGACUGCGGCAGACCAUGAUCGAGGAAAGGAACAUUUUCCGCGAGUACGAUCCGGUCUACCAUCAACGCCAAAGAACCCUUAGGAUAAUAGAGCAUAAGAUCGAACGCCGGCCGUUUGAACCUUCCAAUCGUGUAUGCGAUCCGGACUGGAAACGACUUUGGGCUCGGCUUUCCAAGGAAUGGGGCAUUGAAAUUGUCCGUUCCCCGACACCUGAAAAGAACAGUGACGAUAGCGAUACCGACCUCAGUGGUUACAGCACCUACGAUCCUACCCCUGAAUAUCGUACGCCGACUCCUUUUCCCGAUGACCCGUGGGAAAUGCUCGAGUAUAAUCACAAACGGUUCUCUUGGAACGAGGAGGAGUACGAAUUUGAAAAGAUGUUUCUCAAGGAGAACCUCAUAGACAGUGCUAGGUGCCAACAUGAAAACGAGCCAGGUGACGAGCCUGCCCGUGAGAAGCGGCAAUUCAUGGAAGGCUUUCGCAACUCGGACCCUCUUCGUUUCCGGAUUGAACAGGGCCGCUUUCGGGCUCACGACUAUCAAAGCGGAUGGACAACGGAGCAGAUCGAGGCCUUGUAUAAUGCCACCGUUUCCAUGCAUGAAUGGAUCAAGGAGAACCCUGCACCAGAUGAAAUGCGUCCAUACCGUUGUGGAAAAUUCGAAUCAUCUACUCUAGAACAAUAG